Molecule: messenger RNA, 2001 nt
Organism: Salvelinus sp. IW2-2015
Lineage: Eukaryota; Metazoa; Chordata; Actinopteri; Salmoniformes; Salmonidae
Product: B-cell receptor CD22-like
Source: RefSeq, a predicted model, not a curated record
GCCCACAAUGGAUGGAGUGUGUCUUACACUCGGAAGCAAAUCUGUAUCUUGAAAGGUUCAUCGGUGGACCUAACCUGCUUUUACACAUAUCCCAGUGGAUAUUUAGUCACAUCAACAUUCUGGUUUAGUGCCAAACAAAGUGAUAGGUGGAGAGAAAAUUUGAUCCCAGAGGACCUAACAGAAGACUCAGGGUACUCAGGUCGUGUGAAGUACCCUGGAACAGAAAGUUGUCACUCCACUCUGAGAAUCACAGACCUGAGAGAGGAAGACUCAGCUGAGUAUCGCUUCUCGUUUCAUAAACAGACUUCAGAGUUGGGUUAUAGCUUACCGGGAACAGCUCUUUCCAUCACAGGCCUGCAGGUGAAGGUGACAGGAAGUCAGAAACUGACACUGACCUGUAGCACCACCUGCCCUCUGAGUGACAACCCCACCUAUAUGUGGUACAUGAAUGGACAAUAUCUACAAGAAGACAUCUUUCCCUGGUACCGAUACUUAGUCAGCAGUAAUUAUGCAGGCAGCUACUCCUGUGCUGUAAAAGGCCAUGAGAACCUCCACUCUCCUGCAGUGUGUGUUCACGGUCACAACUGUCAGAGUGUUACUACUGUCAAUAGAAAUGUGUGUGCCUUAAAGGGGACAUCAGUGGACAUUUCCUGCACUUACACAUAUCCCAACAACCCCCAGAUCAGUAAAGCAUUCUGGUCUAAUAAAUGGGGGACUAAAGGGGAGCCUGAAGAUCUGAGCCAGGACCCAAAGUAUGUGGGUCGUGUGGAGUACCGUAUUCCUGGAAAUAAGGAGAAUGACUGUACCCUGAGAUUCACAGGUCUGAGAAUGAGUGACUCAGCUGAGUACAGGUUCAGGCUCAGAACCAUUUUAGGAGGGAAGUUUGCUGGAACUCCUGUAUUGCUGACUGUCACAGAUGUCCUAUUGGAGUUGGAUCCCACAUCUGUGUCAGAGGGGGAGAGUGGCAUACUGAGAUGUAGAACCAAAUGUACACUGGGUCCAAACACAGCCUUUAUUUGGUAUAAGAAUGGACAGCCUAUACCAAACAACUAUCCCUACUCCAACAGCCUGUACCUAAACCCAGUCAGCAAUGACGAUGCAGGCGGCUACUCCUGUGCUGUAGAUGGCCAUGAUGAUCUCCACUCUCCGGAAGUGACUCUCACAGUCAGAUACAAACCAAAGAGCACCUCAGUGUCAGUCAGUCCCUCUGGUAAGAUAGUGGAGGGCAGUUCAGUGACUCUGACAUGCAACAGUGAUGCCAACCCACCUGUACAGAAUUACACCUGGUUGAAGAGAAACGUAACUUCACCAAAAGCUUCAGGGCAGAGUUAUACUAUUACUAAAAUCAGCUCUGAAGACAGUGGAGAAUACUACUGUGAGGCACGGAACAUUUUAGGGGGAGAGAAUUCCAGUCUCAUUCCUAUUUAUAUUCCUGUUGCUUUUAUUUGGGCUCCUGUAGUGGGGGCAGGGAUGGGAGCUGUUUUGGCUGCUGGAGCGCUUGUCUUCACCUACUGCAUGCUGAAGAGAAGAUUCAGAGGAAGUGAUCAUUCCAUAACGGACACACACAGUGUCCAUGUCCAUCCUGACCCUAACAGUGAUACGUACACAGCUCUGAUCAACAUCAAGUCCCCUGAAAAUGAAGAUUUAAGGGGCACCACCAGUGACACAUACACAGCUCUGAUAAACAUCAAGUCCCCUGAAAAUGACAAACAGGAAGGUGUAACACACACAGACCUUCAGAGAGAGGAUCAAAUCCCAGUAUAUGAAAACAUCCCAUUGUAUGAGACCAUCCUGAGAGUAGAACCACCACAGAGCCUGGACUGAAGGCAUUUGGCAGAGACCUAUGGUAUCAAAGCAACCUAGACCUCACAUACGCUCUUGCUAUUACUGUAUAUUAUAUAGAAUUCUUUGGGAUGAGGUUAUUGAGCUUUAAUUUAUUAUUCAUUAUUCAAAUGAUUAAAAGCUGUAAUUGAAAUUAUGUAUUAAUAAUGGACAACUGUC